Messenger RNA from Maylandia zebra (zebra mbuna), 1397 nucleotides. RefSeq names its product serine/threonine-protein kinase pim-3. Gene Ontology annotation, biological process: regulation of mitotic cell cycle; negative regulation of apoptotic process; protein autophosphorylation. Gene Ontology annotation, cellular component: cytoplasm. The record is from RefSeq and is a predicted model, not a curated record. NCBI's taxonomy places the organism in Eukaryota, Metazoa, Chordata, Actinopteri, Cichliformes, Cichlidae. Gene Ontology annotation, molecular function: ATP binding; protein serine/threonine kinase activity.
UGCGCUCUGUGGACCACAUCCGGAAUGGAUUUUAGGUUAUGUUUAUCUCUCCCGUGAGAGGAGCCGAGGACUGUUUUUUUUUUCCUGAGGAUGUAUAGCGCCAAUAAUUUCUCGGUGCGGUUGAAUUAUUCGGGAGAAGUCAGGAGCAGCAUGCUGCUCUCUAAACUGGACACCCUCUCACACAUGUCGUUCAGCAUGGACCUGCCGGUGAAGCUCCUGCAAGCCAACGCAGAGAAGCAGUCGCUUGAGAAGCAGUACCGGCUGGGUCCGGUUCUCGGCAGUGGGGGAUUCGGUACCGUUUACUCAGCUGUUCGCCUCGCUGAUGGUUUGCCGGUGGCAGUGAAACAUGUGAGCAAGGAUCGGGUGACUGAGUGGGGUUCUCUGUCCGGAGCUUUAAUUCCUUUAGAGAUUGUGCUGCUGAAGAAAGUGAGUGGGACCUUUGCUGGCGUGGUGCAGCUCUUGGAUUGGUGGGAGCAGGCGGAUGGCUGGUUUAUAGCGAUGGAGCAUCCCAAGCCAUGUCAGGACCUGUUUGAUUACAUCACAGAGCGUGGCGCUCUUGAUGAGGAGGCAGCACGUGGCUUCUUCCUGCAGGUACUGGAGGCCAUACGUCACUGCUAUGCCUGUGGCGUUGUCCACCGUGAUAUUAAGGACGAGAACCUGCUGGUGGACCUGAGGACCGAGCAGGUCAAACUCAUUGACUUUGGCUCAGGGGCUGUUCUUAAAGACACUGUCUACACAGAGUUUGAUGGGACACGAGUAUACAGUCCUCCAGAGUGGAUCCGAUUCCAUCGAUACUAUGGGCGACCAGCCACCGUCUGGUCACUCGGUGUGCUGCUGUAUGACAUGGUGUGUGGCGACAUCCCCUUUGAACAUGACGAGGAGAUCCUAACGGGACAGAUCUAUUUCAGGCGGAAAGUCUCCUCGGAGUGCCAGCAGCUGAUUGGCUGGUGUUUGUGCCAGCAGCCGUCCGACCGGCCAACCCUGGAGCAGAUCUUCCUCCACCCUUGGUUGAUGGGCAGCAGGGCUCAGCGAACAGACGAGGCAGCCAUCACACUUCAUGCUGUCAAAGAUAACACCUCCUGCUCCUUCUUGAAUCCAUCUUCCUCCUACUCCCCUCCCAACCAGUAGAAUCUCAUGGUGGGCAUGGUUUGGACUUGACUGACAGCUGUCCUUCAGUGUCUAUGACAUGUCGGUGGGAGUUGUUCACAGUUGUGGAUGAAGUUUGCUGCUGUGGCGCAGCUUUGUGCUGCGUUAAAAGUGCCUUGAAUUUGUUUAUUUAAAGCUGCUAUGGGGAAAGUGUCAUUCAUUGGCAAAAACCAGACUGCAAAGGGAGAGAAUCUCUAGACCAGGGCUGCCCAAUCCCAGUCCUCAAGAGCUACUAUCCUGCAGCUUUUAGA